AUUUGCUUGAUACAUUGUAACGGAAGUAUUUGUUCAGUAUAGCUCAAUGUGGACAAAUGUAUUCGAUUUUCCAAUUUAGGAAAUUAAUGUUCGAAAAAAUAACGUUUUAUUUUAUUUUAUCACAACUAGAUUUCGAUCAUAUGGUUCUAUUUACCUCUUCUGACUGGAUUCUUUGGUGAAAAAGAUUAUGUAGCGGCACAAAUAUCAGUCGCGGGAAUUCACGACUGACGUUUACGGCCCUGGUUUCGAGGAUCGUUUCGUUUGCAGUUGUAUUCAGAUAGUAGCCGUCUCAGAAGCCGGAACGUUUCGUGUGCACGUCUCAAGCGAUAAAGUUACGCACAGCACGCAAUCCUUUGCAAAGAAUCGACAAGCAAAUAGCCAUUUGACAACAGGGAUACUUGUCAUCGAACAGGAAAAGGGAUAGAGAGCGACAUCGUUGAAAGACGUAAAACGAGACACUGGGGUACACCCGACAGGGCGAUCCAUCUGUGUCGAUACACCUACGAACACCCGUUCAAUUUUCACGCUAGAAGGCGGCCGUCCAGCAGGGCGAUACCAUUUUAUAUGACUUUUCUGCGACGUCAAGAAACAUUCAGGAUAUCAUCCAGAGGGAAAGGAUCGGUGUACAGCAAAGGCGGCGGUAGUAGGACAUUGUCCAAGCGAUUUCUAAAAGGCAACAUCAUCACUUUCGACCGGUCUAAUCGUUCGUUACGAGUUACUUGUGAGUUAACCACACCAACCUUGUACCCAGGCUUUCUUAGGGGCACAAGCAACGGACAGGCAGCGUGUAUGAUCAUUGAAGACUAUCCCCCUCUGCCCACCAAACCGAGGCAAUAUUUGCAUCAAGAUACCACCCAACGAUUUUUAAACCAUUUAGUCCUGCCUAAGCACAGGACCUCAAAAUUUUCCAGUAAUAGGCAUCGGAAGCUACAGCCGUUCAGAGAAACGUGACUGGCGUCAGCGGGUAGUGCGGCACACGUUACCGCAGACAACGAAAAUCACCCUGACUCGAUACGUAACGAGCUACCAUCGGGUAGCCAUUACCUGGCAACGUCGCUGCACAGCAAUCAAACUGCCGCUGGAAAACGUGGAAAGUAGAUCCAGGAGGACGAGGACGAAAACGUUACCUACUUGAACGUCAAAAGAUUAGGAGCCAGGAGAUCCAGAGAGAACAAGAGUCACCGACCGAACGAAGCUUGAUAGCUUUCAACAGUUUGACACUCGCGUCACCACUUGCCGACAGCUCGUUUUCACAACGACGUCUCGUCAGAAAUUGCUGUUGUCGCUCGGAAGGGACAUUAAUUUAG
Messenger RNA from Bombus terrestris (buff-tailed bumblebee), 1307 nucleotides. RefSeq lists its product as uncharacterized. The coding region runs from base 565 to 951 and encodes 128 amino acids. The record is from RefSeq and is a predicted model, not a curated record. The transcript is spliced from 5 exons. NCBI's taxonomy places the organism in Eukaryota, Metazoa, Arthropoda, Insecta, Hymenoptera, Apidae.